Phytophthora sojae is the source of this 960-nucleotide messenger RNA. RefSeq lists its product as hypothetical. Lineage: Eukaryota; Oomycota; Peronosporomycetes; Peronosporales; Peronosporaceae. Bases 1 to 960 code for a protein of 319 amino acids. The record is from RefSeq and is a predicted model, not a curated record. The transcript has 2 exons.
AUGGCGCUGCCAAUGACGCAGCUGCUGAGGGCUGCGAAACUGCGCGCGGGCGGCCAGUUGACGCAGAUCGUGACGUGCAACCCCAAGAGCCUGGAGGACGCGCUGGUGAAGCAGUUCCAGCAGCUCGGCGAGGCGCUGGGCGUGACGGAGGUGGGGGAGGCCAUGGCCCAGCAACACUACAGCAGACUGCAGCAGUUGAAGGAGCAGGAUAGAGUAUUUGUAGAUAUGGCUCGAGCCGCUGUUCCUCGGCACGGAAGGCUGGAUGCGGGAGAUCGUGGAGGCCACGUGGUGGAGGACCUGGAGGAUGGGGGAGAAGUGGACGUGGUGGUCGUGGCACUGUGCGGACUGAGUCUGGACAAGACGGAGACGGAGCUGCUGGAAGGACGCGUCGGGGACUGGUGGACGUCGCUGCUGAAGGGUGAAGCGCAUCCGAAGGUGUUCAUUAUGGACGGCACGUCCAUGUUCACUCGUCUGACGAGGCGGCUUCUGGUGGCGCUGGAGUGGCUCGUGCACGCGCUGCAUGAACCGGAGAGCGGCUGGAUGAAGGACUCGACGUUCCCGUACAAACUCUUCGACACGUCGCUGGUUGCGAGGGAUUCGAAGGCUGAGGAGACCAAGUCGGCGGAGUUGCUGGAGAUCGAGGAGCUGCAUCAAGCUGCGUGCACCAGCAAGCAGGCCAUGUACACAGAUCCAGCCACGGGUUACUCCGUUAUGGCAGCGUACAUCUUGACGGAGCGGCAAGUUUGCUGUGGCAACGGGUGCCGCCACUGCCCCUACGGCCACGCGAACGUCAAGGACCCGUCUCGGCGCAAGAACGCCCUAGCUGGUAAUGUUUUCCUGCAGCCGCGUCGUCGCUCACGCGGUUUCGCGAAGCGCGAGCUAACCAAGUUAGAAAUUACCGGCAAGCGGCAGCCUGCCGUUUACGGCUUAAGCUGCAUUGCCGAUGAAAUGCAAUCAUAG